Molecule: messenger RNA, 3634 nt
Organism: Closterium sp. Naga37s-1
Lineage: Eukaryota; Viridiplantae; Streptophyta; Zygnematophyceae; Desmidiales; Closteriaceae
Source: the annotation of a GenBank genome assembly
AGGUGAGGAGGAACGAGAGGAGGAGCUGGGGGAGGUGGCGCUGGCGCGGGAGUGCCUGGAGAAGGCUGUUGCCAUGGAGAGGGGCAAGGAGCUGGGGGAGGUGGUGCUGGCCCGGGCGUGCCUGGAGAAGGCUGUUGCUGCGCUGGGGGAGGUGGUGCUGGCCCGCGAGGUGGUGCUGGCCCGGGAGGCUGUUGCUGUGGAGAGGGGGCAGAUCGCCAAGGAGGGCAAAAAAAGUGAGGAGGGAGGUAGUGCUGACACGAACGUGCCUGGAAAAGGCUGUUGUGGUGGAGAGGUGAGGAGGGUGAGAGAGAGGGGACGCAAUGGCUGGGCUGGGGAGGAGAUGGUUGAGAGGAAGGCACAAGGGGCUGGGGUAAGUGAUUAUGGUUUUAAGUCGACUCAAAACGCGUCACAAGGAGUUGGGAGAGGGGGUGCUGUGCUGGCCUGGAAGUGCCUGGAAGAGGCUGUUGCAGUGGAGAGAGAUCUGGAGAACUAUCACAAGCUCGCUCUGCUGCACAUGCACACAGGCAAGCCCAGGCAAGCUCUGGAGGUGGCAGGGGAGGGGCUUCAGCUCUUCCCUCAGAGCACCAAUCUGCACUACCUUUCUGCCUCCGCCCACCACGCCCUCGCUAACUUCUCGGCUGCUGCACGGCACUACAGCACGGUGCUGGCUCUGGGAGGGCGGUCGCAGGAGGAGAACGCGCAGCUGUACCACAACCUUGCCUUCUACCAGAGGGAGGUAGCGGCCUACACGCGUGCGUCUCUCGCCCGUCCCUUCACAGCGUUCAGCAUCGAUUCUCACCUGCACUCCGCCCUGCUGGAAGCAUGGAUGAGAAAAGAGCCUCACCAGCUGCUGCCCCCCUCUGUUGUCCGAUACACAACCGAGAAACAGCUCCGGCAGCAACAAAAGCAGCGCCAGCAGCAGGAGCAGGAGGCAGAGCUAUCAGAGGAGGCAUUGGCUCUGGUGGAGAAAGCAGACGAGCUGGGGCCUCGAGCCAUGUACCGUGUGGGGGGCUUCCUGCACGACCCACGCAAGCUGCGCAUGGCGGGGCUAGCAGCGAUGGACGUGAUGCAGCGGCUGCGCAUGGCGGGGCUAGCAGCGCUGGACGUGAUGCAGCGGGCCAGCAGCGCGUGGCAGGCCAUGCUGGAGCAGGAGGAGGAGGAGGAGGAGGAGGAGGAGGAGGAGGAGGAGGAGGAGGAGGAGGAGGAGGAGGAGGAGGAGGAGGAGGAGCAGUCCGAGGGGGAUAGCAGCAGGGGUAGUGAGGACGGCAGCACGGAGGGAAGCAGUGGCGAAAGCGGGCAGGGCGAGCAGCAGCAGGAGGAGGAGGAGGAGAAGAGGAGUUGGGCGAGGAGAGGGGGAUGGAGAGACACGUUCCAGGCGAUUGUGCAGUGGAGGCAGAUUGCCGACCCUAUAGACUCUGUCACUUGGAUCCAAGACAACAAGGAGAGCUACGGCAGUCACGUGGCGGCAACGCCUAUAGUGGAUGGGCAGAUGGACAACUUCAAGUACUUUCAGUUCCAUGACAGGUGCGUGGAUGCGUGGGUUCAAGGGUGCAUGGUGGAUGGUUCGUGUUGUAUCGGUGAAUAUGAGUGCAUGGUGGAUGGUGCAUGGUGGAUGGUGCAUGGUGGAUGGUGCAUGGUGGAUGGGCAGAUGGACAACUACAAGUACUUUCAGUUCCAUGACAGGGCCUUUGCCCUGAUAAAGGACCGGCUACUCACCACACGCUCAGCAACAGCAGCCUCUGGCGCCCCCAGCAUACCCCUCUCUGCCUCCGUUCUUAAGAAGGUGCGGAAAGCAGCAGGGCUGAGAGAGCUACAUGCAGCAGUGGGGAGGGACUUCUACGUCCAACUGCCAUGCCACAGCCAAGCCCACCCAGGACACCCCCUUAUCCAUUCCGUCAUCUGUGGCAUGUGUUGGAUUCACCCCUUUAUCUCUCUGCAUGCACCCACCACCACCACAUCUCAUUUGCUCUUCGAACCUGAUUUACUUUCCCCCGCUCCCCCGUGCCUCAACAUGCCACAGCAAGGAUAUUGGCCCCUAACCCCCACUCGCUCAUGCAGUCCUAUUCCUCUCCCUCACCACAUGGAUAUGCUUCCUUUCUCACUUGCCCUCCACCUCUCCACAACCCCUCCCCUUCUCCAAAACCCCCUCCCCUUCUCCAAAACCCCCUCCCCUUCUCCAAAACCCCCUCCCCUUCUCCAAAACCCCCUUUCCUUCUCCAAAACCCCCUCCCCUUCUCCAAAACCCCCUCCCCUUCUCCAAAACCCCCUCCCCUUCUCCAAAACCCUCUCCCCUUCUCCAAAACCCCCUCCCCUUCUCCAAAACCCCCUCCCCUUCUCCAAAACCCCCUCCCCUUCUCCAAAACCCCCUCCCCUUCUCCAAAACCCCCUCCCCUUCUCCAAAACCCCCUCCCCUUCUCCAAAACCCCCUCCCCUUCUCCAAAACCCCCUCCCCUUCUCCAAAACCCCCUUCCCUUCUCCCCAACCCCCUUCCCUUCUCCCCAACCCCCUCCCCCUCAACCCUCGCUUUACCCCUUCUCCUCACCCCUCCCCUCGCCCCUCUCUACCCACAAUCGUUCUCCCUGACUACGCCUCUUCUCUCUGCCCGGCUCUGCCCCUCGUGUGUGUCGGUGCAGCCCCCCUGGGUUUGUGUUUGCCAUUCGCAUCGGCCUCUCGCCACAGCGAUGGAAGGACUUCCAUUCUGAGAUGGACGCAGCCUGGCAGGUACAGUACGCUCAGGGGGGCACUAGGAACAGCAGUCGUGGAGGCGAGGAGAACACAGGGAGCAGCAGGAGGGGCAGGCGCAGGCAGCGACACACAAAAGUACCACCUGUUGCCGCUGUCAAGAGGGUCCGCCAUGGUACCACCUGUUGCCGCUGUAAAGAGGGUCCGCCAUGGUGGGGUGGAUCUUGGUGCUGGUGGCUUGCACACCACUUUUUCUCCCCUUGUCACCCAUUCCCCCCUCUCCUCCGUUUCCCCCCUUCCCUCUUCCCCCCCGUCCCCCGACCCCCGCAGGUACCACCUGUCGCCUCUUUCAAGGGGAUCAGCCAUGGUGGGGUGGGUCUCCCUGCUGGGUCUAUCCAUUGCUGCUGGCUGGCACACCACAUUUUCCCCCUUUCCCCCAAUCCCCCCUUCCCUCUUUCCCCCCCCUUUCCCCCAAUCCCCCCUUCCCUCUUUCCCCCCCCCCUUCCCCCAAUCCCCCCUUCCCUCUUUCCCCCCCCCCCUUCCCCCAAUCCCCCCUUCCCUCUUGUCCCCCCUUUCCCCCAUCCCCCGCAGGUACCACCUGUCGCCGCUGUCAAGGGGAUCCGCAAUGGUGGGGUGGGUCUCGGUGCUGGGUCUAUCCAUGGCUGCUGGCUUGCACACCACUGCGCUUGUUCCCGAGGGCAUGCAGGUGAGACGAUGUGAGAUGAGGCGUGCAGGUGAGAUGAGGCGUGCAGGUGAGAUGAGGCGUGCAGGUGAGGUGAGGCGUGCAGGUGAGGUGGACUGGGAGGCCAUGCUAGUCCCCGACUCAGCAGCAUUCAAUGCCACCAUUGCUUCCUGGCUCUUCUCCUCCGCGCAACAGCCACCUUGGGACCUUCCCAAUGUGCACCAUGCCCUUCCCACCACUCACCACGUGCUUGCUGCCCUCAACCUGUAG